ACCCUUAAUAGAAGAAAAAGAGAAAAAUCCUAUUAAGGUAGAGAGAUCAAAUGUAACACCCAUUUUUUUUAAAAUAAAAAAAAUUUCAUUCCAUUCUGCCAUUAUCGUGACAGAAAGAUUAUUUGGUGUCAUUUUUAGAUUUUUUUUCUAAUUGUCAACAACAACAUCAUUUCAUCAUAAAUCAAAAUCAUCGGUUUAAGCAAUGGCCAAUUCAAUAUUUUUCGUAUCGAUUAUUGUUGCUGUUGGAAUUUUCCUAUUUCCAAUUCAUCUAACCAUAGCUGAACGAAUUUUAUCGAUGGAACAAAAUCCUGGAUGCAAUCAUCAUAAUGAUGAAGAUUGUAAUAAUACUCAUAUUGUUUAUAUUCGAUCAGAUGCUAUCGAUGAUAAAAAUGAUGAAAAAAAUAUCACACAAUCUACUUAUCAUAAUUUAUGGAUAUUUUCAAAUAAUGGUUAUAAACCAUCAAUAAUGUUAUUCGAAACUGAUCCAUUAGCUAAAUUAACGAUUGAUUGGUUGAAUUUUUUUCAACAUAAAAUGAAUUCAAUUAAUUUUAAUAAUGGUUCAAUAAGAAAUAGUUUUGGAUUUGAAUUGACCGAUUUAUUUCUUGUUAAUAUGACAUCCAAAGAAUUACUUUAUAAUAUUCCUAUUGAUCAAUUAAAUUGGUCGGUUAAUUUUAAUGAACGUCAUAAUAAUCAAUCAUCAAUUGAAGCUAUAUUUUCAAAUAAUAAUUCUGAUAUUGGAAAUUUUCAUUUUCAUUUAAAAAUAUCUGGCCAUUCAGGACGUGAAACAAUACUGCCAAAAUUAAUUUACACUGAAGGUGGUAAUCUUUUACUAUUUGAAAUUGAUAAUCUUUUCAUACCAGAAUCAUUACAAAAAAAUAAUACUUGUUUACAAAUCUGUGCCAAUCUAACUACGAUUUUGGAUGGUCAUCCAUUAAAUGGUCAUAUUGAAAAAUUUACAGGAAUGGAUGAUGAAUAUACACCUGGUGUUUUUCAGCGUUAUCUUUAUGAAAUGGAUUCAUUUGAUCAAAUUGAUAAUCAAACACGAUCAUCGUUUAUUGGUUGGAAACCUGUUGCCUAUUUUGAUCAUAAUCAACAAAUUGCUACAUCAUUAAAAGUGAUUAGUCCAAUAAUUAUAAAUAUGACAACGAUUCCAUCAUCAUCAGCGUUGAAUGGUUAUUUUGAUUAUCAAAAAUCAUAUCCAAUAAAAUUGGCCAAUUUUCGUCUAAAUUCCGAAGAUGAUAGUGAAUUUAAUUUGGCUAAAAAUGGAACAUCAAUCGAAUUUUCAUUAUCAUUAUCAUUAUUACCGAUGAAUGAGGCACAAUUUUCAACAUCAAUGACAAUCAUUAUUAUUUGUUUAUUAAUUGGUUUUGGUUUACCAUUUGUUUUAUUAAUUGGAUUUAUAAUGUUUCAAUUAUUUAGAAGAUUAUUUUCAUUAUUUUCUGGUGAUAAUAAUUAUAAUCUACAAAAUAAUAGUGAAAGUUCAGCCUAAAAGAAUGUGUGUAUGUGUAUGUGACUAGUAUUUAUCCAAUUUUGUCGAUAAUUAAUGAUUUUUGUUUAUAUAAUUAAUUUAUAACUAAAACAUAAGUUUUUCUAAAAAAAAUUUUUUUACAUUGCUAAACAUUUUC
Molecule: messenger RNA, 1625 nt
Organism: Dermatophagoides pteronyssinus (European house dust mite)
Lineage: Eukaryota; Metazoa; Arthropoda; Arachnida; Sarcoptiformes; Pyroglyphidae
Cellular component (GO): lysosome
Source: RefSeq, a predicted model, not a curated record